ACGGCUGCCUCAGGGGUUCAAAAAUUCGCCCACCAUCUUCAACGAGGCACUACACGAGGACCUGGGUGAGUACAGAACGGAGCACCCUGGCCUCACCCUCCUAUAGUACGUAGAUGACAUCCUGAUUGCUGCUGACAAGGCCAAAGACUGUGAGCGAGGGACCCGGGACCUGCUGGCUACCCUGGGGGCCUUAGGGUACCGGGCAUCCGCGAAAAAGGCUCAGAUAUGCAGGGAGAGGAUUCACCAACAGGACACCAAAAUAGAGCAAGUUGUAUCUGCCUGCAAGACCUGCCAACUCACCAGUGCGAGAGCCACAUCAAAUAAAAAAAAGGAACCAGGCUCAGAGGCACCAGACCGGGAGCCCAAUGGAAGGUUGACUUCACUGACGUUAAACCAGGAAAGUAUGGUUAUAAAUAUCUUUCAGUAUUUACAGACACCUUCUCUGGCUGGGUGGAGGCAUACCCUACCAAGCAUGAAACGGCUCAGAUGGUGGCUAAGAAGCUACUAGAAGACAUCUUACCCAGGUAUGGUUUACCUGCCACGAUAGUAUCAGACAAUGGACCAGCUUUUAUCUCACAGGUAACGCAGGCAGUAGGCAAGGCGGUGGGGGCAAACUGGAAAUUACAUUGUGCUUAUAGGCCCCAGAGCUCAGGACAGGUAGAAAGAAUGAAUAGAACCCUAAAAGAGACCCUUACCAAAUUAACCAUGGAGACUGGCGGGGACUGGGUGACUCUCCUACCAUAUGCCCUUUACCGGGUUAGGAACACUCCUUACACCUUGGGUUUUACUCCCUACAAGAUCAUGUUUGGCAGGUCACCCCCUCUUAUUCCCAACCUUCGAGCUGAACGUCUUGCUGAGUUUAAAGAUCAAGAACUUUUUCUUUCCUUGAGAGGGCUCCAGAGGGCGCACGAGGACGUUUGGCUGCGCCUCCGUGUCAUCUAUGAGGCUGGCCCGACCCCGACACCUCAUCAGUACAGGCCGGGAGACUGGGUCUACGUCAAGAGGCACCACCGAGAGACCCUCAAGCCGUGCUGGAAGGGACCCUACAUAGUGGUGCUGACAACCCCCACCACUCUCAAAGUAGACGACAUUGCGACCUGGGUCCAUCACACCCACGUUCGGCCAGCGGACCCCUCCUCGAUCCGGAAGGACUUCGUCACGUGAUGGGCCGUCAGUUGGGACCAACACAACCAGCUCAAGCUAUAGCGCAUUUGACCCACCUGAUAUUGGUAACUCUGUUAACUCUGCUUGUCAUUGCUCAUGCUGCCAGGAGUCCCCACGCUCCCCAAAACAUCACCUGGCAGAUCAUAGACACCAGCUCGGGGACAAUACUUAAUCAGACCUCCCAGAGCCACCCCAGGGACACUUGGUUCCCAGAACUUUGCAUAAACCUCCAAACUCUGUUCCCCUUGUCACCAUAAAUGCAGCCAGUCCCAUGAUUGGGUCAGUAAGCUACAUGACAAGGGGGGAAUGAAAGGGCGGGCCUAAGCCGGCCUACUCCAUCUUGUUCUGUGUCCUUCACCUUGACCACGCCUCCUCCCCUUGAGUAACCUCCCGGUCACCUGCCUAACAGGACUCCGACCCUUCCCCAGCCAAUCGGCUGAGGCCACAGCCAUUACGUGACCAACUGCCCCUAGGCCCCAAUAAAACCUUUGUCCUUUUUGAAACUCGCUCUCUCUCCCUGGUAUCUCACCGCUGCAUCGGUGCAGGUAGGGGACUGAGCUCGAGUUAGCUCGAAUAAAGGCUCUUUGCUUUUGCAUCG
Neofelis nebulosa (Clouded leopard) is the source of this 1762-nucleotide messenger RNA. Its product is annotated as protein NYNRIN-like. Gene Ontology annotation, biological process: DNA integration. Lineage: Eukaryota; Metazoa; Chordata; Mammalia; Carnivora; Felidae. The record is from RefSeq and is a predicted model, not a curated record. Gene Ontology annotation, molecular function: nucleic acid binding. The transcript is spliced from 2 exons. The coding region runs from base 487 to 1164 and encodes 225 amino acids.